This is a messenger RNA of Plasmodium fragile, 3126 nucleotides long. RefSeq lists its product as uncharacterized. Bases 1 to 3126 code for a protein of 1041 amino acids. The transcript has 2 exons. Gene Ontology annotation, biological process: intracellular protein transport; retrograde transport, endosome to Golgi. The record is from RefSeq and is a predicted model, not a curated record. Lineage: Eukaryota; Apicomplexa; Aconoidasida; Haemosporida; Plasmodiidae. Gene Ontology annotation, cellular component: retromer complex; late endosome; retromer, cargo-selective complex.
AUGCAGAGCUACAGGGACCUAGCGAACACCACCGUGGAUCAGAAGAAAUUUUUGGACGAAUGCAUUUUCAUCGUCAAGGAGCAGAGCUUUUACAUGAAGCAGGCACUGGAGAAUGGAUCCCUCCGGGACACGUUGAAGCACGCGUCGAACAUGCUGUGCGAGCUGAGGACGUCGCAGCUGUCGCCCAAGUACUACUACGAGCUGUACAUGCUCAUAUUCAACGAACUGCAACACCUCGAUACAUUUAUAAGCGACAAAAAAAAACAUAAAAAAAGGUUCAUUGACAUAUACGAGAGUGUCCAGCACGCAGGAAAUAUUAUUCCCAGGCUGUACCUACUAAUUAUUGUGGGCAGAAACUACAUAAAGAACAAAGACAUUAAGGCAAAGUACAUCUUAAAAGAUAUGACGGAGCUGUGUAAAGGUAUUCAGCACCCACUGAGAGGGUUAUUUUUACGUUACUUUCUAAUUCAAAUGUGUAAGGACAGAAUACCUGAUACAGGAAGUGAGUAUGAAGAAGCAGGUGGAGGGAAUAUAGAUGAUGCCUUUGAAUUUCUUCUCUCGAACUUUUAUGAAAGUAUCAAAUUGUGGAGCCGUAUGAGUGAUAAGGUAGCUAUUAAAUUGGCACCGGGACAAGACGAACAAGUUUUGCAUAAUAAUAGAAAUAAAGUCUUAAGAGAAAAAAUGGAUGUGAAAAUGCUAGUGGGAUCGAAUCUGGUUCGCAUGUCUCAAUUGGAAGGAAUGACUAAACAGUAUUAUAUUGAUAAAUGCCUCCCCAAAUUGUUACACAAUCUCUCUACCAUCAACGACUCACUCAUUCAACAAUACAUUUUUGAAUCCAUCGUGCAAGUGUUUAGUGAUGAAUGCCAUAUAUAUACGCUGGACAUUCUCCUAAAUGCUAUUUUAAAAAUAAACAGCUCACUUGACUUUAAGAGCAUCCUGAUUACGUUACUGAAAAGGCUUAGGUCUUUUAUCGAGUCGAAUAAUUAUGAAGUGCCAAAAGAGGUCGACAUUUUUUCUCUCUUUUAUGAGCACCUAGUUUUGUAUGUUAAUCGCACGUUAGAUUCGUAUGACGGAGGGAAAGGCACGUAUAGUUUGGCGGUCCAACAGGAGGGUCAGAGGUUUCCCAUGGAGCACUACAAGGGGGGGGAGGAGGAGAAGAAGAGAGGCGUCCUGACGUUCGGCGCCACUACAGUGUCCACCAAUGUGGUCACCACCAACAACGCGCCAAUCACAGGCAGUCACCAGAUCAACACGAACGACCUCCUUCCCAACUGCAAAAUUGUCAAAAGUGCAGAUGCGAAAAGUCACCCCGGAGAAGAGAAGCGAACGAUGAAGGAAGGCGCUUAUUAUGGAGGAGCCACACACCAGGGAAGCAGCAACAAAGCCGCCAACUAUGGAAGCCUGCCCAGGGGUGUUCACCGCCGUUAUAGUAAUGAUGAGAAGAACCAGCGAAACGAUCAUGGUGGUGAAGACGGGGAAGACGACGAAGCUGUGGAGAACGUAGUUAAAAUGCUUCAAGUUAUUUAUGAGUUCAUUUUUUUGUGUAUACGUAUAUACGACGACGUCACUACCAUCACCAAACUGUUUGAGCUUCCAUACACCAUAGCAUCGAAUGUAAACCUCAACAAUGAUGUACUGUGUGAACAAAUAAUUAACAUCAUCGUGCUGCCCUUUAAUUACCUAGGGUUGAGUGCGCUUAAGGGGAAAAAUAUGCAUGGGCUCCUGGCCAGCAUAACGGCCCAGAAGCAUAAAAAGAAACUUAGCCUGGACAUCAUUGACGCGAUUAUUGAGUGCAAGAAUAAGGCCAUCGUUUACAAGGACGUGGAGGAAAUACUCAAUUAUAUUUCCCCCAUUUUUAACGAAGAUGUGAAGAGGAAAACGGACGCUGCAGAUGAGCCACACCGAAAGGAUUGUCACCAACGAGAGGUAAACGAGGCAGACUUUUUCAACCUAGACAACAGCACCAUCACAUACGCGGCUAAGAAAAUGUGCAAAUUUUUUCACAUCAUAACAAAUACAAACGAUAUUGAUGAACGGUACAAUAUCUGCAUGUUGUUUUAUAAGCACAUAGAAAAUGGACCCUACUUAGUGCACCUCCUGCCAACCAUGGUAUUCACCAUGCUGAAUUUAGUGACGACCAUCACGAACCUUGUGCCUACCACGGCGAAGAAGAGCCAGUUACAGCGCGACGAGCCCUUUGAGAAGAAGGAAGACGCCGAUGAAGAUGUCCAUGAUGAGCAUACGCAUGAUGAUCAUACACAUGAUGAACAUAGCUAUGAUGACCUGGUCUUACUACGUAAUAGCCGCGGUGAUAGCACCACCCACAUGGACCUCUUCCCAGGGGACCACGCAGAGGAAGACCCCUACUUGGAAAAUAAACUAAAGCAAUACAAUUUGUACGUAAAGAAUAUUUUAAAGUUUAUUCACACGAAUUUGCUCUCAGUGAGUAGUGAAAUUCCGAUGCUAGCUCUUAAGCUUUUCCUGCACAGUGCCGUAGUGGUAAACAAUUAUGACCGCUUCAUCCAAGCACAUGACUUUUUGUCCUUUGAAAAUUUAGAAGCCAUUUGUUACGAAUUCAUAACACAGCCACUGAUUAUCUACGAGGAAGAUAUUAACAUCUCCUCACAACAGUACAGCUGCAUAAUUUGGAUCACAGGAAUUUUGUGUUCUCAUAUUACUCUCCUACAAAAUGAAAACUACGAAAAUAUUGCUCUCAAAUUAACUCAGCAUGCAAAUAAGUUGCUGAAAAAAAAAGACCAAUGCUUAGGCAUCCUCGCCUGUUCUCAUAUUUAUUGGGAAAAUAAAAAGUACAGAAAUAGCGCCAAGGUUUUGGACUGUCUUCAGAAGUGCAUAAAAAAUGCAGAAAUUGCUGUGCAGUCAAAUAACGAUAAUAUUAUUCUCUUUCUUUUUUUGUUGCAAAAGUAUGUCUACUACUAUGAGGCAGAAAAUAUUGAAGUCACCGAGGACAGCGUGCAAUACCUGCUCCACAUUUGCCAGGAGGAGUACUCCAGGGACAACUGCGAUCCCAACUUUAAGCAGGAGUUCCUUCAGAUCGUCAAGUACAUACACGACAAGAAGCAGAGUUCCAACGCCUUCGCCAAAAUUGGCCUAGACAUCGCCGUGUAG